Molecule: messenger RNA, 1038 nt
Organism: Setaria italica (foxtail millet)
Lineage: Eukaryota; Viridiplantae; Streptophyta; Magnoliopsida; Poales; Poaceae
Product: LOB domain-containing protein 16
Exons: 1
Coding region: 110-757 (215 amino acids)
Biological process (GO): hormone-mediated signaling pathway; positive regulation of DNA-templated transcription
Cellular component (GO): nucleus
Source: RefSeq, a predicted model, not a curated record
GUUGCGACUACUAGGAGUAGCAAGCAGAUCGGCUACGAGUCAGCCAUAUAGCUACAAACUAAUUCCUUGCGUCGCGCUAGCUAGUAUCCAAAUCGAUCAACCGAUCGCCAUGGCCGGAGCUACUGCUAGUGGAGGAGCUGCUGCCGCCGCCGCGGCCGCCGCUGCCGGCGCGACGGGCGCCGGGUCGCCGUGCGGUGCGUGCAAGUUCCUGCGGCGGCGCUGCGUGCCCGAGUGCGUGUUCGCGCCCUACUUCAGCAGCGACCAGGGCGCGGCGCGGUUCGCGGCCAUCCACAAGGUGUUCGGCGCCAGCAACGCCUCCAAGCUGCUCUCCCACCUCCCCGCCGCCGACCGCUGCGAGGCCGUCGUCACCAUCACCUACGAGGCGCAGGCGAGGCUCCGCGACCCCGUCUACGGCUGCGUCGCCCAGAUCUUCGCGCUCCAGCAGCAGGUCGCCAUCCUGCAGGCGCAGCUCAUGCAGGCCAAGGCGCAGCUCGCAUGUGGCGUCCAGCAGGGCACCUCGCCGGUCAGCCACCACCAGUGGCCGGCGGACCUCACCGCCCUGCUGCGCCAGGACGCGGCAAGGAGGCCCGGCCCAGGGGCGGGGUCCCUCGACGACUGCUUCGUGCCGGAGCUCAUGGCCGCCGGCUUCAGGGACGACGUCGCCGCCGCCGCCGCGCAGCAUUGCGCCAAGGCCGACGCCGGGGACCUCCAGUACCUGGCGCAGGCCAUCAUGAGGAGCCCCAACUACUCCCUGUAGACGACCAUGCGUAUCAUUUUGUUGCUUGGAGCCAUGCCAUCUCCACUCCGCUAAUGCAAAAGUGCGAGAGCUACUAGAAUUCGGGGGAAAUUAACUUGUACUACUAGUGAACUCUUGUUUUUUAAAAAAAAUAUUAUAUCAUCAUCAGUGUUCUGAUCUUAGUGAGUACUCCGUAGUAGAAAUCAUAUUAGUACUACUGUAGUGGGAGAGCCAGCCUGCAUGCAUGCUUUUGAUGAUUAGCAGCAAGAGUCUGUCUAAAUAAGAACUUGUUGUCAGUACUG